AUGACGGACGAAACACCGUCAUUGUUCCGAGCUGAUUCGGGCAGAAAGUUGUGCGAGGAUAGUGAAGACGCGGCUUUUGGCACGUUUACGCUAUGUGAUGGAGCCACUAUGUUAGGGCACACCAGCUGCCCACUGAAAGUCGCUGAAGACAUCUGGUUCGGAUGCUGUUUCUGCACCUAUGUCACCAGAGAUCAGCGUGUAAUUGUGAGCCACCUGGCUGCCCAUGGUGACGAACAAUCCAAGUGUCAGCAUCCUCCCAUGCCUGGCUUUAAGUCCCAAGUGCUCUGCAACACUCAAAAGCACAAGAGUGAAAAGCCAUAUAAGUGCAAGCUUUGCCCCCAAAACAUUGCUUAUAAUUCCCUCCUGACCUGUCAUAAUCAAACACACACUAGUGAAAAGCCAUUUAAAUGCAUGCAAUGCCCCAAAACCUUAACUCAGAGUAGGAGUCUGAUCUACCACAAUCAAGCACACACAGGUGAAAAGCCAUUGAAGUGCAAGCUUUGCCCCAAAGUGUUUGCUUAUAAUUCCCUUCUGAACUACCAUAAUCAUUUGCACACUGCUGAAAAGCCAUUUAAGUGCAUGCAGUGCCCCAAAGCCUUUGCUCUAAAUUCCCAUCUGCAAAUCCAUAAUCGAAUGCACACUGUUGAAAAGCCAUUUAAGAGCAAGCAGUGCCCCAAAGCCUUUGCUCAAAGCUCUCAUCUUGAAAGUCAUAAUCGAACGCACACUAGAGAAAAGCCAGUCAAGUGCAACCAGUGCCCCCAAACCUUUGCUAAGAGAAGCAAACUGAUCUACCACAACCGAACGCACACAGGUGAUAAGCCAUUUAAGUGCAAGCAGUGCUUCAAAGCCUUUGUUCAAAAUUCGGAUCUGCAAAGACAUAGUCAAAUGCACACAGGUGAUAAGCCAUUUAAGUGCAAGCUGUGCCCCCAAACCUUUGCUGAUAAUAGCAAACUGAUCUACCACAACCGAAUGCACACAGGUGAAAAGCCAUAUAAGUGUAAGCAGUGCCCCAAAGCCUUUGCUCAAAGUUUCUCUCUGAGAAAUCAUAAUCGAACACACACUGGUGAAAAGCCAUUUAAGUGCGAGCAGUGCCCCAAGCCUUUUCUCACAAGUCUUCUUUGCGAACACAUAAUCGAACGCACACAGGUGAAAAGCCAUAUAAGUGCAAGCAGUGCCCCCAAGCCUUUUCUCACAAGACUUCUAAGCCAUAGUCUAACACACACAGGUGAUAAGCCAUUUAAGUGCAAGCAGUGCUGCAAAGCCUUUGCUCGAAAUUUCUCCCUGAGAAUUCAUAAUCGAACACACACUGGUGAAAAGCCAUUCAAGUGCAAGCAGUGCCCCCAAGCUUUUGCCCAGAGUAGCAAUCUGAUCCACCACAACCGAAUACACACAGGUGAAAAGCCAUAUAAGUGCAAGCAGUGCCCCCAAGCCUUUGCUCAAAAUUCCUAUCUGAUGCAGCAUACUAAAAGGAAACACUGGUAA
Ixodes scapularis (black-legged tick) is the source of this 1482-nucleotide messenger RNA. Its product is annotated as zinc finger protein 664-like. Lineage: Eukaryota; Metazoa; Arthropoda; Arachnida; Ixodida; Ixodidae. Gene Ontology annotation, biological process: regulation of cytokine production; negative regulation of transcription by RNA polymerase II; regulation of immune system process. Bases 1 to 1482 code for a protein of 493 amino acids. The transcript is spliced from 2 exons. The record is from RefSeq and is a predicted model, not a curated record.